AUGGAUCACCGCUCAACCUAUUCGGCUCGUGUCGGUGAGCCGCCGGCCGACCAAACCGACGGCACCCGCCUACACAUCCAGAAGCAGCUCGAAAGAUUUGUCCUCGACUUCCGCCACGAUAACGACUAUGUCUACAGGUACUUUCCCUGA
Molecule: messenger RNA, 150 nt
Organism: Verticillium alfalfae VaMs.102
Lineage: Eukaryota; Fungi; Ascomycota; Sordariomycetes; Glomerellales; Plectosphaerellaceae
Exons: 1
Coding region: 1-150 (49 amino acids)
Source: RefSeq, a predicted model, not a curated record